CCCGUUAAAGGGGCCGAGCCCCCGCUGUCCCCCCUCCCCACGCCGCGGGGGACGCUGCGGGGGGGCUCCCACGCGUGAGCGGGUGUGCAAGACACUCGGGUGUGCAAGGACGGCCAUGCAGCAGGUCCUGGACAACCUGAUGGGGCUCCCGGGAUCCCCGGGGGUGGCCGACCUUGACCUCAUCUUCCUGCGGGGCAUCAUGGAGAGCCCCAUCGUCCGCUCCCUGGCCAAGGCGCACGAGCGGCUGGAGGAGCGGAAGCUGGAGGCGGUUCGCGGGGACAACCUGGCGCUGGUGCAGGAGAUCCUGCGGGACAUCGGGCGGCUGGCGCGGCCCGACGGGCAGGGGGCGGCUGCCGAGCUGGCCCGGAUCCUGCGGGAACCGCACUUCCAGUCGCUGCUGGAGACCCACGACUCGGUGGCUGCUAAGAGCUAUGACCCCCCCCCAAGCAGCCCUGGCCCAGAGCCCCCCCUGGGGUCCCAGCCCGUGCCCCCCGACGCCGUGCGCAUGGUGGGCAUCCGCAAGGCAGCCGGGGAGAACCUGGGGGUGACGUUCCGGGUGGAGCGGGGGGAGCUGGUGAUCGCCCGCAUCCUGCACGGGGGGAUGGUGGCGCAGCAGGGGCUGCUGCACGUGGGGGACGUGAUCCGUGAGGUGAACGGGCGUGAGGUGGGCAGCGACCCGCGGGCACUGCAGGACAGCCUGCGCCACGCCAGCGGCAGUGUCGUCCUCAAGAUCCUGCCCAGCUACCAGGAGCCUCACCCGCCCCGCCAGGUGUUUGUCAAGUGCCACUUCGACUACGACCCGGCCACCGACAGCCUCAUCCCCUGCAAGGAGGCUGGGCUCAAGUUCAUGGCCGGGGAUCUGCUGCAGAUCGUCAACCAGGAUGACCCCAACUGGUGGCAGGCGUGCCAUGUGGAGGGGGGCAGUGCAGGCCUGGUGCCCAGCCAGCUGCUGGAGGAGAAGCGCAAGGCUUUUGUCAAGCGGGAUGGGGAGGUGGCCCCCACGUCGGGGGCCCUGUGUGGCAGUCUCAGCGGGAGAAGGAAGAAGAGGAUGAUGUACCUGACAACAAAGAACGCCGAGUUUGACCGGCAUGAGCUGCUGAUCUACGAGGAGGUGGCGCGGAUGCCGCCGUUCCGCCGGAAAACGCUGGUGCUGAUCGGGGCGCAGGGCGUGGGGCGGCGCAGCCUCAAGAACAAGCUCAUCAUGUCGGACCAGGCGCGUUACGGCACCACCAUCCCCUACACAUCUCGGAAGCCGAAGGAGAGCGAGCGAGAUGGGCAGGGAUAUCGCUUCGUGUCCCGGGGGGAGAUGGAGGCCGACAUCAAGGCUGGGAGGUACCUGGAGCACGGCGAGUACGAGGGAAACCUGUACGGAACCAGGAUCGACUCCAUCCGAGCCGUGGUGGAGGCUGGCAAGAUGUGCAUCCUGGAUGUCAACCCCCAGGCAGUGAAGGUGCUGAGAACAGCUGAGUUUGUGCCAUAUGUGGUGUUCAUCGAAGCCCCCUGCCCUGAGACCCUGCGGGCCAUGAACCGAGCGGCCCUGGAGAGUGGUGUGGCCACCAAACAGCUCACGGAGGCAGAUGCCCAGCGGACGGUGGAGGAGAGCAGCCGGAUCCAACGCGGGUACGGGCACUACUUUGACCUGAGCCUCAUCAACGACGACCUGGAGCGAACCUUCGGGAGGCUCCGGGAGGCCAUGGACCACCUGCGUGUCCAGCCCCAGUGGGUGCCUGUCACCUGGGUCUACUAGUGACCACCCCACCCCGCGGGGGAGGCCAUAAAACCCUCCCCUCAACCCCCCCAGCCCACCCAGGAGGGCUGUGGGGGGUGGAGGGGGGUUGUGCCUCACCCACUGGUGUGAUGAGCUUGUGCUCAGCACCGUGGGGGGGUGUGUGUGUGGCUCUCUGUAGAGCCCCCCAACCCAAGCCUGACCCUUCUCUCACCCCUACUCAGCCCCAGAUUUGGGGGGGGGAGGCAGAAUCAGCCACUGGGGGCCACAUGGGGGGGCACAGCCACCCCCCACCAUGCCCAGCACCCACACAGCUAAUUCACUGCCAAAACCUCACCCCCUCCCCAAAUUACCCCAGGGGGUUGUGCCACUUCUCAGAUGGGGGACAUGGGGAGGACAGGGGUCCCUCCCAUUCUUCAGAGCCCCCUGCCUCAGUUUCCCCAUGAGGAAGCCCACCCUGUCCCAGAUUGGGACCCCCAGGAUUGGGGUUGGGGGAGCUGUGGGGUUUUGGGUGGGAGGGUCACACCCAGCUGGAGCCUUAGAAGCUGCUGUGGCCCCAAGUGUCCUGGCCCACCCCUCCACCCCCCCAGGCCACAACCCCCCCGCGGGACCCCCUUUUCCCUUUACCGGGGUGGGAGGUCCCUCUCUGUCCUUUGUGGCCCUCCUCCCCCUCCCCAGGUAGCAAUAACCCCUCCCUCCCCCCUCCCCGCUCGGGUUCCUCCCUGUAAUAACUCUUAAUUAACCCUGUAAUUAACCCCAUGGGGGGCUGUGGCUCGGGGCUCACUGAGGGUGUCUGGGCUGGGGAUGGUGACACAUGGGGUGACCCCAAGGGACAGGGACACGGGUAGUGCAGGGUGUGUCCCCAUGUCCCUCCUGCCCCAUGUCCCACACCUCGCCCCCCUGGCCCCUCCCUGGCCCCCCCUUGCUCCUUUUUGGUACUUUGCUGUGGAUUUUAUUAAAGGAGAGAAAAAUGG
Messenger RNA from Chiroxiphia lanceolata (lance-tailed manakin), 2700 nucleotides. RefSeq names its product membrane palmitoylated protein 2 (gene MPP2). Bases 116 to 1747 code for a protein of 543 amino acids. Gene Ontology annotation, molecular function: protein binding. NCBI's taxonomy places the organism in Eukaryota, Metazoa, Chordata, Aves, Passeriformes, Pipridae. The record is from RefSeq and is a predicted model, not a curated record. Gene Ontology annotation, cellular component: plasma membrane; cell-cell junction. The transcript is spliced from 12 exons.